UACAUUCUACUUCUUCUUCUUCUUCUUCUUCUUCUCUUUCCUGUGCCAAUUCACAGCCACCUUUUCCGCUUUCCCACCUAUCUUGUCCAUUCACUCUCCACACAUAGCCAUCAUCCAGCACCAUGGCUGAGUCUCAGCGCCGCCCCCGUGUCUUCUUUGACAUUCAGAUCGGUGAACAGAAGGCCGGUCGCAUUGCUCUCGAGCUGUUCAACGAUGUUGUUCCCAAGACCGCAGAGAACUUCCGUGCACUCUCCACAGGCGAAAAGGGCGUGGGCAAGCAGGGCAAGCCAUUGAGCUUCAAGGGUUCCAUCUUCCACCGUGUGAUCAAGCAGUUCAUGAUCCAGGGUGGUGACUUCACUGCAUUCAACGGCACUGGCGGCGAAUCCAUCUACGGCGAGAAGUUCCCCGACGAGAACUUCGACCUCAAGCAUGACCGGCCUUUCCUCCUCUCCAUGGCCAACUCCGGCCCCGGCACCAACGGCAGUCAGUUCUUCAUCACCACUGUCCCCACUCCUCACCUUGACGGCAAGCACGUCGUCUUCGGCGAGGUAAUCAACGGAAAGAGCGUUGUUCGCAAGAUCGAGAACAUGUCUACCCAGGCAGACAAGCCCACCACGGACGUCACCAUUGUCGACUGCGGCGAGCUCACCGGCCAAGACUACGAGGAUGCCGACAAGCAGACCCCUGAUGCAACUGGCGACCCCUACGAGGAUUUCCCCGAUGACCACCAGGGCGAGCAGCUGAGUGCUCCGGUGUGCUACAAGAUCGCCGCUGAGUUGAAGAACUUCGGAAACGCCGCCUUUAAGAGCGGCAACAUCGCCCUUGGUCUCGAAAAGUACCAGAAGGGUUUGCGCUACCUCAACGAGUUCCCCGAGCCCGACGAGCAGGACCCUAAGGAGCUUGGCCCCCAGAUGAAGGCUCUCCGCUUCACCCUCCACUCCAACUCUUCCCUCCUGGCGAACAAGCUCGGCCAAUUCAAGAACGCUCAGACUUGGGCUACUUACGCCCUCGAUGUGGCUGCUGCCGCCGAGGCCAAGGAUGCCGAUAAGGCCAAGGCGUAUUACCGCCGUGCCGUUGCCCUGAGCGGCCUGAAGGAGGAGGACGAGGCCCUGAAGGACCUCCAAGAGGCCGAUCGUCUGGCCCCCGGCGAUGCUGGUAUUACCAACGAAAUCGCCAAGGUGAAGAAGGCUCUUAAGGAUCGCGUGGCUAAGGAGCGCGCUGCCGCUCAGAAAUUCUUCUCGUGAGAGACGAGACGUGCCCGUCCGUCAUGAUUCAUGAAUUCAUGAUUUAGCAUUACUUCUGCUACUUGCACUUCCAGAAAAGUGACGCAAUCUACCUUCCCAUCUCACCCACUUAGUCUAAUGGUUCCGUCCCCACUCCCAAAUCUCGCAAUCGCCGCGUGUGUGCAAACACAUUCCUCCUCAAUGUCGGCCCCGCGAAGUCAGUAGCUCGUGGCUUUCACGCAUGCAUAAGCCUCGUUGAUGCUUCCAUAUUUGCCUACGGAGCAGCAUGGGUAUUCAACAGCCCUUGCG
Molecule: messenger RNA, 1532 nt
Organism: Aspergillus fijiensis CBS 313.89
Lineage: Eukaryota; Fungi; Ascomycota; Eurotiomycetes; Eurotiales; Aspergillaceae
Product: peptidyl-prolyl cis-trans isomerase D
Exons: 5
Coding region: 123-1244 (373 amino acids)
Biological process (GO): protein folding; protein peptidyl-prolyl isomerization
Cellular component (GO): intracellular membrane-bounded organelle
Molecular function (GO): protein binding; peptidyl-prolyl cis-trans isomerase activity
Source: RefSeq, a predicted model, not a curated record